AUGUCCGCUCCAGGUCGUGGUGGCUCGUUUCGUGGUGGCGGCGGAGGACGUGGCCCUAGACGGGGAGGUUUUGGGGGUGAUUCUAGUAGAGGCCGCAGUGCCCGUGGAGGCUUCCAAGGCAGAGGAAGGGGCGGCGUGACUGUUUCGGUGUUCUCGUACACCGAAGAUGCCCUUCUGGCCGCUACCAAAGGUGGCCUCAGUCUCGCCGGCUUAAAGUUACGAGAGGGGUUUCCUUGUCGUCCCGGCUUCGGCACGAAAGGCACACCCGUGACGCUGUGGGCCAACUAUUUCGAAAUGUGUCCACCCCCAAAAGUCAUGUUCUACCGAUACGAUAUUGCUGUUUCACCCGCGGUCGCCGGAAGAAAGCUUAGCCAGGUCGUCAGGCUGUUACUGGAGUCCGAAGAAUUGAUGGAAUUUCGACUGGAUGUGGCCACUGACUUCAAGUCAACUCUUGUGUCGCGUCAGAAGUUGCCCGCGGAUGAGACGGUUGCCAAAAUCCAGUACCGCUCGGAAGAUGAGGACGAACCUCGACAAAAUGCCACCCAAUACGAAGUUCGUCUCCUAUACACGAAUACCUUGAGUGUCUCGCAUCUGAUCGAGUAUCUCACAUCUACGAACAUAAGCGCGCGGUUCAACGACGCUCAGUCUCUGGUUCAGGCCUUCAACAUCUUCCUCAACCAUCACUCAAAGCUGACGGGGAAUUUGGCUACGAUUGGGGCUAGCAAGAAAUUCUCUCUAGCCGAUAACGCGGAUAAGUGGGAUCUUGGCACAGGAUUGACGGCAAUACGAGGCUUCUUUUCGAGCGUGAGGGUGGCAACCUGCCGCCUCCUCGUCAAUGUGAAUGUCAGCCACGGUGCCUUUUAUGAAGCAGGGCCGCUGGACAAGAUCAUGUUCAUGUACUACUCUGCUCACCAAAGAAGCAAGUACAAACUGAACAACUUCCUCGCGAAGCUCAAGGUGGGGCCUACUCACCUGCCAGAAAGGAAGAACAAAAAGGGUGAAAUCGUGCGGAAAGUCAAGACCAUUGUUGGCCUCGCCAACACGAAUGACGGACACGGCCUCCAGCACCCCCCAAGGGUAAAAGAGUUCGGUGCGGGUCCUAAGGAUGUGGAGUUCUGGCUCGAAGGCGGUGGGGGAGGCCAGCCGGCCAGCUCACCAGGAGCUGGAAGUCAGGAGGAAGGUAAAAAGAAAAAGAAGAAAUGGAAACAGGCAGGCCCUUCCGACAAGCCAUCGUCGACCUCGUCCAGUGGCGGAUACAUCAGUGUUUACGAAUUCUUUUGGACCAAAUAUAAUUGGCAGACCAACCCCAUGAUCCCCAUCAUCAACGUCGGUACACGAGAUACCCCAAGCUAUCUUCCACCUGAGGUCUGUGUCGUCGUUCCAGGUCAGAACUCAAACUCAAAGCUCAACCCCGCGCAAACCCAACAAAUGAUACAGUUUGCUGUACGGAGCCCAUGGGAGAAUGCUGCUUCAAUAGUCCGCGAUGGUUUUCAAACAGUUGGUCUUUCAUCACAGGCGAACGUGCUUCUGGAUCGGUUUGGCGUAUCGGUCCCACCUCAGUUGAUCACUGUGUCAGGGAGGGUUCUCAACGAGCCUAAGGUCUUGUACAAAGAGGGGAAGCCUGCCCCGGUGCGCUCUGGCAGCUGGAAUAUGGUUAACGUGAAGUUAAACACCACCGGGACUAUGACGAAUUGGUCGUACCUACUCAUUUCGAUACCUGAUCGGCGGGAUGCAUUUGAUCAAGCAGGUCUCAUCGCUAUGCUCGUCAAGUUUCAAGAGGCUUUGCGCAAAACCGGAAUGGUCGUGGCCCCCCCGGCUCUGGGACGAAGACUAGUCCUGAGAGACCAGGAUGACCCGGAGCUCGACAACUCCUUACACCUGCUUUUCAUUAUCCUACCAGAUACCACCCCCCUCUACAACAGGAUCAAACACUGCGGCGACGUUAAGUACGGGAUCCAAACUAUCUGCGUUGUUGGCCAUAAGAUUGCCAAAGAGAAGGGCCAGGACCAGUACUUCGCCAAUGUCGCCCUGAAGCUCAACCUGAAACUGCGCGGAAACAACCAGCUACUCGAUAAACCACGCCUUGGUAUAAUCAACGAGAAUAAGACUAUGGUUGUCGGUAUUGACGUCACACACCCGUCUCCUGGGUCUAGUUCUCGCGCGCCAAGCAUCGCCGGGAUGGUUGCCAGCGUUGAUAGGUGGCUUGGCCAGUGGCCUGCAGUUCUCCGGGUCCAGGCCGGCGCUCGCCAGGAAAUGGUCACGGACCUGUCAGACAUGCUUAAAUCACGCCUCCAGCUGUGGAAAACCAAAGGACACCACCAGUCCCUGCCCGAGAAUAUCUUGGUAUACCGUGACGGCGUCUCCGAGGGUCAGUAUGACAAAGUCAUCGAUGAGGAACUUCCGCGGCUGCGCAAGGCAUGUACGGAGGUGUAUCCGACCUCUGACCAGAAAAAGGACCUCCCACAUUUCACCAUCGUCAUUGUCGGUAAGCGUCACCACACGCGAUUUUACCCGACCAAGGAAGCCAACGCCGACCGGUCCGGCAACCCGAAGCCCGGCACCAUCGUCGACCGCGGUGUCACAGAGGCACGUAACUGGGACUUCUUCCUCCAAGCGCACGCAGCCAUCCAGGGCACCGCGCGUCCAGGGCACUACGUUGUCGUGCUCGAUGAGAUCUUCCGAGCUCGCUAUGCCAAGACGUUGCCGCCGGACUGCAGCAACGUGGCGGAUGUGCUUGAGGACCUAACGCAGAGCUUGUGCUAUGUGUAUGGGCGUACGACCAAGCCAGUCAGUCUGUGUACGCCGGCUUACUAUGCUGAUAUUGUCUGUGAGAGGGCUAGGUGCUAUCUGAGUGGUGUCUUUGACACGCCGACACAGUCCGCGGAGCCGUCACUGGCCGGAAGUCAGACGGAGGGGUUGCAAGUUGGGAAUGAAGAUGUGAGGAUUCAUGAGAAGUUGAAGGAUACCAUGUUUUAUAUUUAA
Microdochium trichocladiopsis is the source of this 2982-nucleotide messenger RNA. Its product is annotated as putative RNA interference and gene silencing protein. Lineage: Eukaryota; Fungi; Ascomycota; Sordariomycetes; Xylariales; Microdochiaceae. The transcript has 5 exons. Bases 1 to 2982 code for a protein of 993 amino acids. The record is from RefSeq and is a predicted model, not a curated record. Gene Ontology annotation, molecular function: RNA binding; protein binding.